Mesocestoides corti is the source of this 954-nucleotide messenger RNA. The record is from the annotation of a GenBank genome assembly. NCBI's taxonomy places the organism in Eukaryota, Metazoa, Platyhelminthes, Cestoda, Cyclophyllidea, Mesocestoididae.
AUGUUGCUAGGGCGUGGCUUCAUCCUUGGUGCUUGGAAUUCCCACGUCAGUCUGGGCAACAUCCUCGGGGCCCUGCUGGCAGGCGCCUGUGUAGAAGUCGCUUGGGGCUGGUCGUUUGUCGUUCCUGGCCUUGUGGUUGGAGGAAUGGGCGUCCUCGUCUACUUCUUCCUCGUCCCCUACCCAGAAGACAUGGGCUUUACCCUCCCAGAGUCGACAGCAAAGCCCUCCCCAUCGGAAUUCGCCAGAAAUGAUGGUGACUACAGCAACCUGCAGGUGUCAAUGCAUCCGUCGAGGGAGAAUAUGCGGCCCAUCAGCUUCUGUGCAGCUCUUGCAGUUCCGGGCGUGAUGGAGUAUUCGCUGUGUCUGUUUUUUGUCAAAUCGGUGGCCUAUACAUUCCUCUUCUGGCUUCCAAUGUAUAUUCGUGAGGCGAACGGGUUAGAAGCUGCCCUGUCCGCGGAUUUGUCCGCCAUUUUCGACAGUGGCGGCAUCGUCGGUGGCAUGUUGGCUGGUCUCAUCACUGAUCGGACGUCCUGCAGCGCCACUAUCUGCGGUGCAAUGCUCUUAGUCGCUGUGCCCACUCUCUACGCGUACUACCUCGUUGGAGCCUCGUCCGUUGCUGUGUGUAUUUGCAUGCUCCUGUCUCUGGGGAUUUUGGUGGUGGGUCCCUAUUCCCUAAUAACUACGGUUGUCUCGGCUGACCUCGGAACGGACCAGUCACUGCAAGGAAACACAAAAGCUCUGUCUACUGUUGUUGCUAUCAUUGACGGCAUGGGUUCACUAGGCGCCGCUGCCGGACCUUUUAUUGUCGGCCUCAUAGUUGGUUACGGCUGGCUGUACAUCUUUUUGGUGAUGAUGCUGUUUCUGAUUUUAUCCAUCCUGUUUCUCCUACGUCGUAUUGUGAAGGAGCUACAAACGGUCUGCCGCCCUACUGUGGCUUACGUUCAGAUGCCCUAA